AUGACAAGAUUGUACGCUACACGCUGGCCACCUGACCCUUCACCGCGCCCGUCUGACCAUCUACAGCCAAGUCUAGAGGAAGGUCUGUUUGAGCUGGGGAUGAUGGCACCUCCCUACUUUGACCACGUCCUGGAAGCUUACCAGGACAUCCACUACCACUACAAGCGUGGUUUCGACCAACAUGGCCCUGAAUCUUACUACAUCUCCCGCGAGAUUAGGCGGCUAUCAGAGCUGCUACGCAAGCUGUACUUUGCAACAGGUAUGCGUGAGCUGGCUCCGUGGUCAAACCAGCUGAAAUCUAAUGUCCCCACAAUCACAAUUGCACGUUGGCUGAACACAUUUGCGUACCUGAAUAUAUUCGACUACAAAUCGAACCCUCUCUUACCUACGAACAUGGCCAUCCCGCAAGACCCCGCCACUGCGAAUCGGCCAUCAAAAACGAAGGGCACACAGCUAGCACUCGAAGAAAAUAGCGACAUCGCGCGAAUCAGAAAUUGUCUCCAAGGUGGCGCAGACGCAGCCGAGGUCGCAUCAGAAGGAUACCGCGUCUGUCGCAUCAACGCCUUUCUUCGGUGCGACCUUCAACAAGCUCGCAACGAGAUUCGUAAGAACCGCGUCGACAGACAGACACAAUCUGUUCAAGAAGAUGCUCUCAAGGAACUACGUGAUGAGUUGCCCGCAACGCGCCAGAUGCUCGAGCGCCUCUGGGGUUUGCUCAAGCAGCGGAAGGUCAAGAUACCCGACGACGUCAAGGCCGACUAUCAAGCGCUGAAGGCCAAGGACUCGCAUGACUGGCAGCCCCAGCAGAGGGUCAGGAUAGUGAAAAGCGUAGUGGCAAAGGGCAAGAGAAUCGAAAACCCCAAAACGAAGACGGAGAGGAAGGCUGAAAGACAGCGGGUCGAUAAAUUGCACAAGCGUCUCGAAGAAGGGAAAGCCAAGCAGACCAAGUUUCUGUUACACACCCCAGACGGCGAAAUGUACGACGCACGGAAGCCUGUCCUUAUUCCAGACGAAGCUGGAGACGAGGACGUUGCCGGCGAGCAGAUGACAGCGGAAGAGGCGGCAGCCAUCGAACAUGCCGACUUCAUGAAGAAUGGCAGUUCUUACCGACCCCGGGCGCUUACUCCACCGUCUGGGCUUGUCGCGAAGAACGUCGUUGCGGGAGUCAAGCGCAGGUCAAGCGAUUCGAAUCCCUUUGCGACACUCAAGAUGGGCCAAGCUUGA
Molecule: messenger RNA, 1224 nt
Organism: Alternaria triticimaculans
Lineage: Eukaryota; Fungi; Ascomycota; Dothideomycetes; Pleosporales; Pleosporaceae
Exons: 2
Coding region: 1-1224 (407 amino acids)
Source: RefSeq, a predicted model, not a curated record